GGUUCUCUGUCUUUAUAUGAGAUACAAGAGAAAAAGCAUGAGAGCCAAUCUGGUAUCCCUUGUUGCCAUACACAUUGGCACUUUGGCUUUAUUGCACCCAAUUGCAGGGUCCAGAGCAAAGGGCACAGACGGCCAACGACAGAAAGGUAUUCAAGCAAAUAACUGGCAAAGACGGAAUGCCAAUAAAUCAGCAGCUCAUCUGGUUGGUAUCAAAAAAGGUACAAACAAGACUUUGAGCUGGAAGCCGACACAUGAAUUAUCCUUCGUCCGCCCCUCCAUGAAAUAUGCAGACGCCAACCUGAUAGUCCAUCGAGAUGGUCUAUAUUACGUCUACUGUCAAGUUGCAUUCCGUGGCCGAGUGGCAAAUAUUGUGCUUUUUAGUCAAGUUAUCCAGCAUGAUUCAGAUUUCAGAAACAAUGUCCUACUUUCAGGCAUAGAAAGUGUUGCAGGUCCUUCAUCAGGGUCUUCAAUGUGGUAUGCAACAUUGGGACAGGGAGGGCUAGCAAGGCUGAAGGGUGGCUACCACCUCUCUGUAAUAGUUAGCCACCCAGAGCUUGUAGAUGACAGAGAUGGCAUGACUUUCUUUGGCCUUGUUAUGGUCUCCUGAACCUGAAUUGGUUUAUAUAUUUAUAUAUGUAAUGUACAAUAAAAUGUUUUUAUUUAUGUAACACACCAUGGGGUAUA
Molecule: messenger RNA, 684 nt
Organism: Xenopus laevis (African clawed frog)
Lineage: Eukaryota; Metazoa; Chordata; Amphibia; Anura; Pipidae
Gene: ltb.S
Product: lymphotoxin beta S homeolog
Exons: 4
Coding region: 17-607 (196 amino acids)
Biological process (GO): immune response
Cellular component (GO): membrane; extracellular region
Molecular function (GO): cytokine activity; tumor necrosis factor receptor binding
Source: RefSeq, a predicted model, not a curated record